Molecule: messenger RNA, 927 nt
Organism: Colletotrichum gloeosporioides
Lineage: Eukaryota; Fungi; Ascomycota; Sordariomycetes; Glomerellales; Glomerellaceae
Exons: 4
Coding region: 1-927 (308 amino acids)
Biological process (GO): DNA-templated transcription
Cellular component (GO): nucleus
Molecular function (GO): DNA binding; zinc ion binding
Source: RefSeq, a predicted model, not a curated record
AUGGCCCAGCGUUAUGCCGUGAGUAGUAAUGUAGUCAAAGAGGAAGCGAGGCGAGCUUUUUGGAUGGUCGAGAUGUUGGAUGCAAUUUCCACCCUGGGACUUCCGUAUUCCAUGCCGUACUCACCAUCGCCCCUGGGUGCUAGCCUACCCUGCCUCGAGUCUCAAUGGUCGACGACACCGACAGUGAUAGAGCGUUCUGAUUCAGAACCGCGGUAUGCAUCGGGAUUUACCCUUUGCAUCAUCCUUUCAGUGGAGGAGCUCAAGGUUGUCCGCGAGUUUCUGGGGAGAUCCUAUGAGUUGGACAAGCUGGAUCAGAGGCUUGACUGGCAGUCCGAAGCACAACGAUUAGACGAGAGGCUCACAAACUGGCGCGAAGAAUUCGUUGCUGCUGUGUUUCAGCUAAUCAACUAUGAGAAAGAGCACUUGCCUCGAGGAGAAAUGGAGUCUUUCUUUACGCUCACCAACUGUAUCCUCAAUGAGGCAAUCAUUGUCUUGCUUCAGCAGAUGGCGCCCAUGCCGAAAGGGAUAGAGACAACCUUUGAACAUUGGGCAUUUGCCACAACUAGAUGCACCUACGCCUGUGAAAAUAUGACGGCCAAGGUGCGCCGCAUAGGAGCCGAUCAGCUUGAACGCGAGCCGCCCUAUCUUAUUUCACCACUGUUCGUAGCGGCACGCUUCUACAUAGUAUACUCUAAAGCACUCGAUGCAGAUGUUCCCGCAAACCUUCAUACUCUGGCCUUCAUUCUCCAUGCGUGCGGCAAGCGCUGGCCUCUAGCACAGCUUUAUGAAACCAUUAUCAGGACUGCUGUAGCUGAACACCGAAGCCCUAUAUCUGAAUGCGUAUUACCCGUAGAGUUCUACGACUUCCGUUAUACUACCUUGGAGAUCACAGAGUUGCUUCAAAGUGCUGGGACGAAGUUGACGUAG